Molecule: messenger RNA, 5306 nt
Organism: Anneissia japonica
Lineage: Eukaryota; Metazoa; Echinodermata; Crinoidea; Comatulida; Comatulidae
Product: histamine H2 receptor-like
Exons: 3
Coding region: 1096-2175 (359 amino acids)
Biological process (GO): G protein-coupled receptor signaling pathway
Cellular component (GO): membrane
Molecular function (GO): G protein-coupled receptor activity
Source: RefSeq, a predicted model, not a curated record
AAAAAAAAAUUAAGGAGGCCAGGGCUUCAAUUCGAGGUUUUACGGUAUACACUCAUUUCAUGCGACCAAAUAAUAUUGAAAUCAUGGCUCACUGGCGUUACAAUCACACUAAGUGUGCAGUCAGCCUAUCUGGACAUCUAUUUGAAACACCCUACAUAACGAAAUAUUAUAGGCCAUACAAAUUGCGUUGGCUCAUUAAAGUUACCCAUCUGAAAUUUAAAACAGGUAAUUUACAAUCCUCUCAUAACACGUUUUCGUUUCCCUACACCAUGUAUUGGCUCAGUAAUAAUUGAUGUUUACUUCAAGCUUAUAACUUUUGAAAUGAGCAAUUCUAUUUGUUAAAAUGUUUUUUAAUGUAUAAUAAUGCAGAUUUUAAAUUUUUUGUUAUUAUGGCUUGAUUGAUGGCAUUAUUGUUGAGAAAAGGGCCAAUAAAUGUUUUAUUAUUUAUAAGUCAACAAUACUCGUGCAGCUCAUAUUUAUGUUUGAAACAUAGUGUGAACCACUUCACAACCCGCCAACAGUGAAUGCUAUAGGAUGUAUUGGAAUUAUUGCCGUCGUAAUUGUAAAAACAUGUUUACAUUUCUUAUAGUUUUUUGUGUAUUUCACUGGACUUAUGGAUUUUUAAGUCGUUAGGUCAUUGAUAUGAUAAUCCUGCUCCUGAAUUGACCACAUGUUCAUCAAUAAACAGUCACGCUUUCCUAUGCAAUUUGAAUUUCAAUUUCGUUCUGGCGACAUAUACAUCAUUGUCAGCAUUAUUGUAAUUGUGCGUGUUGAAACGUAAAAUAUAGGUAUUUCACCUGCAGGAUCCGGAGUUUUGAUCUCUGUUUGGUUUGUGGAAGCGUACCAGCCUCAUCAAUAAAGGUGUCGAACAGAGUGAGACUUCAGACGACAUUUGAAAUUAGAAAUCAGUACGGUCCUAUUCACAUCUUUGAUCACAAUUCUCCAAUUCACCCGAGAAGAUAGUUUGCAUAUACGUGGAAAACGGCUUAACAUCACAUCAAUGAGAACCAACCUGCUAUCCAAUCCAGCACUGCAAACAUUAUUGCAACAUAGCAAACACAGGACGUUAUUAUAACAUUCGCAAACGUUGUGGAUAUGUUAUCAAGAAAACAACAAAUUAUGGAAUAUGGUGACGCAAUAAAUUGUUCUCUUAACACGGAUGAGGAUGAUGAUUGUGAUCCGAGGACAGAAAUCUCCGCCUGGGUCAUCUCUUACGUCUCGCUCGUGUUUGGUUCGAUUUUUGUAACAAGCGUCGUUGGUAAUGCUAUCGUAAUUCUAGCAAUUUAUUACGAGCCGUCACUACGCGUCGUACGAAACUACUUCGUUGCCAGUUUGGCCGUAGCAGACCUUCUCACUGGACUCAUUGCAGUUCCAACGACCGUUAUUUAUUAUUUAAUUUACAGGCGAAGUUUUCAAAAUACUGCUGUAGGCACAGAGUUUUCAGAGGGCAGUUCACUGUAUACUAUUCCGCUGUUUUAUUUCAUCUGGGCUUCUAUACAUAAUUUAUUAUUAAUAACGUUUGAUAGGUAUGUGGCAGUGAAUUGGCCUUUAACAUACAUUUCAAAACUUUCUCCAAAACGAACGUUAUACUUGAUAGCGCUUAGUUGGUUCGCAAGCCUAUAUCCUUGCAUCAUACCAUUUUUCUGGGACUUAGAAAAGUCGAAAGCGGGAAUGCAUUUCGAUACUUUUGGGAACAAAGUUCGCAACUGCAUAUGCUGUGUGUAUUUUACAUUAAUCAUGAUAAUCAUAAUUGUUUUACACUUCAAAACGUAUCGCAUCGCUCGGCAACAGAACAAGAAGAUAGAAAAACACCACCAACACAGUGGCGAGAAGAGCAGUCAGGAUGGGUCGAGAAGCCCGUCCCACAUUCUUCAGCGUGGAACUAUGAAAAUAUAUUGGGAGAUUCAACAAAAGGCAUUUAAAACUACAAGUCUAAUACUUUCGGUGUUUGUUAUUACAUUGUUUCCUCUUGUCGUUACGACAUCUGUGAGUUACAUUUAUGGUGUUACAUAUGCGGUCUUAAUGUGGAUUGUAGAAGCUGCGAUGUUUUGUAGUUCCUCUCUAAAUCCGUUUAUCUACGCGUUCAUGCGUCAAGAUUUUAACGUGGCUUUUCGUAAACUUUUCAGAUGUCGAACUCAAAGCGUUAACGAAGGGGAGUCAACGAUGAUAGUAUAACGCAAUAAUAGUUACUUAAAACAUACUGUUAAAACAAGGAAUCUUACAGUUUAAAGUUUUGUUCUAUGAAUGGUUACAGAGAGGCAUAUCUGUCCUAUAAGCAGUACAGUAUUCUGUGUUUUUUUUUUAUUUAUUUUUUAAUAACUACAAUCCGCAUGCUAAUAACAACUAAUUAUUAUUUUAAGUGAGUGCGCGAUUACUAAACUUCAUAAUGUGAAGGAAUCUGUUUCAUUAUUCCAGUUUUUAGUAGCCCUAAGCUAAAUUUUUGAUGGAAUGAAACAAUGUUUAUGUCGUGAAAAACGAUACAAUAAUUGUUGUUUACAAUUACAAAAACGUAGAUCUACACAAAAUCAAAGACAAAAUAUUGUCCGCAGAAUGAUGUAGGCCUCGUACUAAGAAUACACAAUCAUUAGAAGGAGAACAAUUUUAAGGAUUAUCUUGCAUCCUUCUAUCCAUCUAUCCUUCUGAGAUUGAUCAGACAACUGGCUAACCUGUAUCGAGUACGGUAGCCUCUACUACUGUUGGCGCUGAAUUGACUUCACACAGACGAGAACGUAAUUCCACGCGGCGGCUCUAAUAGAAAAUAUUAGAAAAGAAGUGCCAGCGCCCCCUGCAAUCCAGUAGGACCUAAACAAUGGCAAGCACUCAGGCAGGCUAUACUACGAAUAAACAGGACACGAAAUCAGUACCAUAGCUCUAUGAUCAGUCCACACUUUUCCUACUUUAGUGGGCGCUAUGACUUCCGUUACAAUGAAUGCAAAAUAAUUUACAAAGUGCGAGUUUGGUGAAAUUAAUAUAGACUUAAGCCUUUUCAAGAGGGUUUCUUUGAGGCAUAAAUUGAAUUAUUAUUCCAAUUAUUAGCAACAAUCUAGCAAUUAUCAUUUUUAAACAAAAGUCCUAGUGGUGUCGAGUGGCAGGGCGCAAAUGACUGGUAGGGUAACGUACCCCUGAGCAGGGAGUUGUUAUUUAGAAGGAGUCACAACACAUUAUCUACUUAUCUACAGCCAAUGAGCGAAGCGCGGUGUACUGAAUCUUCAAAGAGAACCGUGAUUAACUGCGUGUCUUUUGUCAAUAGGGUACAUUUCCGACGAUUUUGCGCCCUCGAUUGUUAAAAUUUUGUCUUUGUAGAGAAAAUAAUUUCGUGACAAACGACCAGUAGAGCAUGCCUUGAGCAUGCGCAGAGUUUUUUUUAUUCAAUUUUCGCUGUUCAAUAAAUUUGCAUCUCAAGAGAGUUUUACGUAGAAUAAUUUACAAAAAAACCGCAUAAAAAUUCGCCUUUUCGUUAAAAAGUUACGACUAUUUGAAGUGGCUAUAUGUGUUUGUUCGUACACUGUCAUUUGUAAUUUUCAUGGGUUUUUGGGAAAUUUUAAAGCCUAUAUUUUAUAUUUUCCGCACGUAUCUCCAUUUUAUAACUAGGACAAAUAGUUUAAGCAACUUGUUAACUAUCAUUUUCUUUAUUUCUCAUUUUCUUACAGUUUCGUACAGAAACGUAAUUUGAGUUGAAACUGAACAUGUUUUCGUAGCAGGGAAAUGAUAUAGGAGCAUAUAUCGGUUUGACGCUACUAUAGCGUGUAGUUGAUAACUGACACUCUCUCUAGUUGCCAUGCUUUUUCGUCACACACAAGCAUAAGAAGGUUUACUGCGCAUGCUCAUAUUCGGUAAUUGAACCUCGUCGUUAUCUACCUCUCUGCUUUCGUUAUCUUGUCGGAAAAGUAGGCUGAUCAAAAGAGAGGAUUUUGUUGUGACUCCUUCUAAAUAACAACUCCAUGCCCUGAGUAAAGGCCUAAAGCCGGCUUUUUAGUUAGGCCUACUAGUAGUAGGCCUACCACCGUAUUUUAAUCAAUUCUCUACGAAUCAAUGCAAAAGUAACUAUGGAUAUCACCGUAUGUUUAUUAAGGUAGCUCAGUAUUUUGCCAUUAUAAUAACUAUAUAUACUAAGUGCUUGUGGUACACCUCGUAGAUAGUUCUGAAAAGGACUGUUGUUUUGUUCAGAAAAUCUCGACUUGAAACUGAGUUGCUGAUACUUUUCGAUUGAGUUGCUUCAAUCGUCAUCAGGAGAAUAAUAUCUGCAGAGUCCAAACAGGGUAAUACUUAUAUUAUGGCAAAACUUUCUCAACAAAAAAAUAGUUCUUUUCAAAACCGUAUACGUCUGUGUACCACAAACAUUUAAUAUAUUAUUACUGCGCCAUGCAAACCUUCAAACAAUAAUAACUAUUCAUUAAUCAAUCACCUUUAAAUGAAUUACCAGAUGGCCUAUUAGUCGGAGUUGGUUGUAUUAUUAUGUAUUUUCAUAGCAAUUUGCAAUAUGAUGCAUUUCUGUAUGAAGUCUAUUAUUAUUAUCAAUAUAAGGAAAUGUCCUUGGCCAUGUGACGUCACCUGACAGAUUGUGACUUAAUCAUGAAUAUAUUCUGUAAUAUUUGGAAAUACAGUAUAUUAAAUAAUACUUUCAGUGUUAUUGUGGAGAAGUCCUUGAAUAUAAAACGCAUCUGAUCUGAUUUAGCGCUUCCUUCGCAGUAGCGCUUUGCGCCUAUAUAUAAACAUCAUCAUCAUUAUUAGCAUUUUGCAAACAAUCUAAAUACAAUAUCAGCUACAUUUGUUAGGAAACAUAUAUUAACAUAUUAUUUACUACAUAACAAGUUCACUGCUAUACAAUAUUAUAUCCUUAUUAAACAAAUUUGUUUUCAGAAGAUGGGGGGGGGGGGUGGUAUUAUUUCAGACCCAUACCCCAUAGCCAAAUAGUCUAUGCUAUUUUAUUUUAAUUUUUUAAACAGUAUUUAAAAAAAAUUAAACAUCCUUUGACGCUCUGCUUGCACAAACUUUACAUGACGUAAUUUACCUUGAUACAUUUUAUGGUUUUUAAAAGGGUGGUCAUUGUGCCAAUAGGGAGAUUUCGCAACCUUACGAAAACGAUAACGAAUACGAAUACGGCAAUGUCAUUAUCGUCAUUCGUGCCUAGAGCAUUCUUGACAAUAUGCUGUACGAGCUCUUUAUUAUGCUAUAUUAUUGUUUCACCGUGCCGUUACUAAGAUAUAAACAUGUAUAUUGACAAUACUAAGUCUAUAUAAAGUGCGCUUGCGAUUUUCAUUUUGAUACGCAUUUUCUAGGUCUAAGUAAUUAUUCAGAAACGAUUU